Messenger RNA from Pyricularia oryzae 70-15, 804 nucleotides. RefSeq lists its product as uncharacterized. Gene Ontology annotation, cellular component: membrane. Bases 1 to 804 code for a protein of 267 amino acids. The record is from RefSeq and is a predicted model, not a curated record. Lineage: Eukaryota; Fungi; Ascomycota; Sordariomycetes; Magnaporthales; Pyriculariaceae. The transcript has a single exon.
AUGCCACACGAGCAACCAGUAAAAAUCGUCGAGCGCGGCGUCAAACGCCGCAGCGUGGCCGGGACCGCCGUGUUCCUCGGCCUGCGCUCGCUCGACAUCCCGCUGCAGUACAAGCUCCUGACUGGCGAGUGGAGCCUGCCGCUGCUGUCGCGCAUCGGCCUGCGCCCGUGCGCCGCGGCCCUGGCCCCGCGCACGACGACGGGGAUCGCGGCCGCCGACCGCCUGGGCUUGACCAACCCGACGCUGCUCCUGCUGGCCAUGGCGGUCGGCGCCGCCGCCAAGCAGUGCUACUGGCUCACGGCCAUCUGCAACGAAGAGUUUGGGCCGCGCGCGUCGCUCAUCAUAUCGGCCUUCAACACCGCGUUCAACAGCAUCAACUCCAUGAUGCUCAUGACGUCGCUGACGUCGGCGGCCAACGCCUGGCCCGGCCAGGUCGAGGGCAUCUCGGCGCCCAUGGCCGUGGGUGCGGUCCUGUACGUCACCGGCAUGUACCUCGAGGUCGUGUCGGAGAUCCAGCGCCGCGCCUUCAAGGAGAACCCCAAGACCAAGGGCAAGGUCUGCCGGACGGGGCUGUGGCGCGUCGCGAGGCACAUCAACUACGGCGGGUAUGCGCUCUGGCGCUCCGGUUACAGUUUGGCCGCGGGUGGUUGGAUCUGGGGUGCCAUGAGCGCUGCGUUCAACCUGUCGGCCUUUAUCGGUAGCUCGAUUCCGGAGCUGGGAUCGUAUAUGGAUAAGAGAUAUGGUCGCGAGUGGCAAGAGUACUGCGGCGAGACACGAUGGGUGAUUCUGCCGGGAUUCUACUAG